CAUCCCGCCACAUCUGAGAUUCCCAGUGACUCCGUGAACCGUGGGCUGUCCGAAGAGCCUGCUUCCCAGGUUCAGGCCACUCCUUCUGGCGAGGAAGAAGGUCCUGAUCCCCAAUUAGUUGAUGCUGAACUUCAAGGUGCCUGUGAUAGUACACAAAACAUGGGAUUACUCGGGAAAUAUGCGACUUCUAUGGCAUCGGCCGCCAAUAAUGACCCAGGGGGUCUUGCCGCUGCCGCAGAUAUUUUUGAGACGAAGUAUCUUCAACCCCUGAAGAUUAUCGAUGGUGCCCUCGAGAAGAUCGGGGAUAUACAUCCAUACGCAAAGAUGGCGCUGGGUGUGCUGUCUGCUGCAUUCAAAAUCAUAGUCGCUCAAGCAGAGCGGGACAAAUCGAUCUAUAGUCUUCUCGAGAAAUUGGCAGAAGUUUAUCGCUUCAUGACUCGAGAUGACAGCCUUAGCAAGAUUGAAUCGAUGCGCGGUAUCGUUGGAAAGAUCGUUCAGCAGACUCAUGAGUGCGCCCGUUUCAUCAGGGACUACUCGGAAACAAAGAACUUUUGUGGGUCACCAAGCUAUCGCGUUUCGUGCAUGAAUCUUAUAGUACUAUCAUAGGGAAGAGACUCGGGAAAAACGUUCUGUCGG
Suillus fuscotomentosus is the source of this 636-nucleotide messenger RNA. RefSeq lists its product as uncharacterized. Lineage: Eukaryota; Fungi; Basidiomycota; Agaricomycetes; Boletales; Suillaceae. The coding region runs from base 160 to 606 and encodes 148 amino acids. The record is from RefSeq and is a predicted model, not a curated record. The transcript is spliced from 4 exons.